This is a messenger RNA of Diuraphis noxia (Russian wheat aphid), 1216 nucleotides long. RefSeq lists its product as uncharacterized. The record is from RefSeq and is a predicted model, not a curated record. Gene Ontology annotation, molecular function: RNA polymerase II transcription regulatory region sequence-specific DNA binding; DNA-binding transcription factor activity, RNA polymerase II-specific. Gene Ontology annotation, biological process: embryo development; regulation of transcription by RNA polymerase II. Gene Ontology annotation, cellular component: nucleus. NCBI's taxonomy places the organism in Eukaryota, Metazoa, Arthropoda, Insecta, Hemiptera, Aphididae.
AACGGUGGGAGGCCGGUGGCCGCUUCUGCGAUGGCCAGUGCGGCCGCACUCUCAGCAUGGCUGAAUCCGGCCACGUUUUGGCGGGACUCCGAUCAAUGGCGAAACGUACUGGUCAACUACUACCACAUGAACAGGAUAGCGGCCGCUCGGUCAGCAGGCAGGGGCCGUGGCGCCGUCRCCAGCUAUCGCCCGUCCACCGUACCGGCCAUCUGCGGCGUCGGACAAUCCGCCGGUCGGAAGUCGGCGACAGCCUGCUCGGCCGGACCGCAGCCCCUGUCGUUGCCGCCGACGACAACGUCMCAGUCUUCUUCAACGUCGUCUCGCCCAAAGAAACGGUACAUCUGCACGUACUGCCAGCGCGAGUUUAGCAAGUCGUACAAUCUGCUCAUACACGAGCGCACGCACACCGACGAACGGCCWUACCCGUGCGACGUUUGCGGCAAGGCUUUCCGCAGACAGGACCACUUGAGAGACCACAGGUACAUACACGUCAAGGAAAAACCAUUCAGGUGUCCAGUGUGCGGCAAAGGUUUCUGUCAGUCCAGGACAUUGUCCAGUCAUCGGAGCAACAGAAAUUCUAUGUGCCUGGACACGACGGUGUUACAUCAACAACAACAACGGGACGCUGCCGGAAACAUACGAAGGCCCAAAAUGAUCACAGACUUUUCCAUCAACUCUAUAUUGAAUUUGCAGUAAACCUGCAUAUAGUAUAUAUAAUUUAUAUUGUAUAUUAUUUACACAUAUACAGUGUUAUAAUAUCCAUUGUUUUCCAAUCCCUCAAUUAUUUGAUCUCAAGUGCGUAUGUGCAGACGUUUGAAGGUGAAAGACUAUAUUUUAUCAUUAUCAUAUUAUAUUGUAUAUUAUAUAUACACGACUGCGGAGAAUCGAUGCGAUAUUAAAAAUCAUUAAGUACUGUCGGUUCAUCACACAUCAUAAUAAAGUUCGUCAUGUAACGUAAUUUAUAUUCAUAUGUACGACAYAAUAUUAUAUAUUAUGUUCUAUACARUAUUUACCUAAAAAACGAAGAUUUAUUGUUAUUACUGUUUUACCACCCAUCACAUCGAUUUUUCGCGUAAUAGAUAACUUUCUGUAUAUACCUACUCCACGGCUGCAAUGCCGUUCUCGUCUUUUUGAAAUGACAUUUGCAUAUUAUAAUAUAUAAUAUAUAUUAUGUAGAUUAUAGAUACAUAUCAUUCUGCUGUAUAUAAUAUAUUAU